Molecule: messenger RNA, 3256 nt
Organism: Clupea harengus (Atlantic herring)
Lineage: Eukaryota; Metazoa; Chordata; Actinopteri; Clupeiformes; Clupeidae
Product: E3 ubiquitin-protein ligase TRIM47-like
Molecular function (GO): zinc ion binding; protein binding
Source: RefSeq, a predicted model, not a curated record
AUAUAAUGUACCUCAAAUAAUCUUAAACUGUAUACGAUAUAUAUAUUCGGACACAUUUACCAUAUUAUCUAACACUCUAGGCGUAAUAUGAGAUUGUUUAGUGAUGCUUAAUGUUAUACGUAACUCGACCGGGUUGAAAUGAGUCUAAACAGAUGAUAGAGUCAGAAAAAAAUUCUUCAACCGGAAACACAAAAUGAACAACCACACCAACACGAUGAGCAUAUUGGCCUAUGUCCAGAUGUCAGAGACGUAUCCAGCAAGAAAGCGCAUUAUUGUAAAAAAAAAAAAAAGCCAAAAUUUGUACAUAAAAGAAACGAAAGUAAAACACAGAACAGAGGUAAAGUGAAAGUGAAACGAAGCUGUGGACGUGUGAAUACUCGAACAAAAUUGCAAAGGCAAACUCGGAUUUAAACUGUCUUAAAUCAUCUUAUGACUAACGUCGAGACACCUAUGGACCACCAGAAACUAACAAAAUACUACAUCGAGACCCGAAACGAGUAUAGCUUCGUCUGUGUGUGCAGUCGGAAAAGUGAGACACUGGAUGUUUCUGGCAUUUAGCAGAGUGGCGGAAACUUAGCAUUUCCUAAGAAACGAAACUUUGCCCCAUUAGCAGCUGUGUGUGUGAGGUAGAGCCUGUGUGGAAUAAGCUGAGGAAAAUGGCUGAAGCUUUUGUGAAAGACCACGAUCCAUUUCGCUGUUCGGUGUGUCUGGAUCCACUGAGAAUUCCAGUCACCAUUCCAUGUGGACACAGUUACUGUAUGAGCUGCAUUAGUGCCUGCUGGGAUCAGGAAGAUGAGAAGGGUGAGUACAGCUGCCCCCAGUGCAGAGAGUCCUUCACCCCAAGGCCUGUUCUGCGUAAAAGCACUAUGCUGGAUCAGUUGGUGGAGGAGAAACUGAAGAUGGCUGAGGUUCAGGCUCAGGCUGCUCCUUCUGCUCCAGGAGAUGUGGAGUGUGACAUCUGCACUGGGAGGAAACGUAAAGCUGACAAAUCCUGUCUGGUGUGCCUGGUGUCUUUUUGUCAAAUCCAUAUCCAGCCUCAUUAUGGUGCUCCUGCCUUGAAGAAGCACAAGUUGGUGAAUGCCUCCACACAGCUAGAGCAGAGAAUCUGUUCUCAGCAUGACAGGCUUCUAGAAAUGUUCUGUCAAACUGAUCACAAAAUGAUCUGCGUUUUAUGUGCCAUGGAUGAACACAAAGGUCAUGACACAGUCUCACCUGCAGUAGGGAGUGAAGAGAGAGAGAGUCAAGUGGCAGACGUAAAGAAGACAUUACAACAGAGGAUCCAGGAGAGAGAGGAGGAGGCACGGGAACAGAAAAAGACUUUGAUGUCUCAUAAGCGCUAUGCAAAAGCAAUAAAGGACCAAAGCAACGAGAUCUUCUCUUCGCUAUGUGAGGUGGUCAAGAGGAGGCGUGUCGAGGUUAAAAGGCUGAUCAGAGAUCAGGAGCUGACAGUUGUCAGACCCAGGGAAAAAAUCCUGCAGGAGCUGGAGCAGGAGAUCGCUGAGCUGAGGAGAAAGGAUGAUGAGCUGGAGCGGCUCUCGUGCGAGGACCACCUCCAGGUUUUUCAGACUCUGCAAUUUCUCUCUACUCCUGAUACCAAAGAACCAUCUAGUCAUGUUGACGAACCUAACUUAAAAGACCUGUAUCCAUCAAUAACUGAGCUGAAGAAAAGCGUCGAAAAUAUCUGCACAAGCAUCAGGUCAUUGGUUUCUAAAGAAGAGUCCACCAUCCACAUUGACGUUCAUGACUUUAGCCAACUCAGUGAGAAGGAGAUCAGUCCUUUCGUCUUUGUUCGCAACAUGGCCUGGAACAUCAUGAUUUCACCGAUUUCCAGACCCGACACUGCACCGCCACAGAAGCGUUUGGGUUUCUAUCUGCAGUGUAGACCUAUUACAGGCUCUGAGUCAUGGUCAUGUUUGGCACAAGGAACGCUAAAGGUCGUCAACCACAAAGAUGAAACACAGUCCAUAUGUCGGAAAUUCAGCCAUUGUUUCACCAACAAAAAAGUUGACUGGGGCUUCGCCAAUUUCAUGCCAUGGAAUCGUGUGAUCGACCCAGAACGGGGAUUUCUCAAAGAUGGCGGAGUUUCCUUCAUGGUCGUUUUUCGGACUGAUGCUACUAAGGGGAUAUAGAGGGGGAAACAACAAUGUGAAAAGGCUAUAGUUCUGUGUUCUAGUGAAGGAAUACAUAUCCAUACCUAUAUCCAUACAUACCCAGGGCCAUCACAGAACUAAAUAACCACACAACCCUCCUACCCUCCACCCAGCACAACUGCACUUUCACUCUGUGCCAUAUAUGAUGUCUUGAUGAUCUCCCUAUUUAUGUUUUUAAUAUAUUUAUGUGUGAAUGCGUGGGGUUGCAAGCAUGCUUUAAUGUGCUUUAGUGUGGUUGAAGGAUGAAUGUGGAUGUAAGCAUUGUUUUUUUUAGUGGUUGCACAAGCAAAUUUCGUUGUGUAUCUAAUGCACAAUGACAAAUAAAGUCUAUUCUAUUCUGUCCUUGGUUGAGGACUUGUUUACUGUGAACAAUGUUGAACAUUUCACUCUGCCUAAAACCUGCAAGUUACAUUCGUUUAUCAGAGCUUUUUAAUUUGACUAAGGAAAAUUUUUGUUGUGUUGAUUUGUAAUUGGAGAUAGAUCAUGUUGUUUAUGCAGGUGGUUCAGGGGUAGGGUACUGGGAUGAUGAAUGCAAUACACCACAGUACUACCAUGCAAGAAUUCUUUACAAGUAGUUCUUCACAGUGGUUCUUCACAGUAGAUCUUCACUGUAGUUCUUCACUGUAGUUCUACACUGUAGUUGGCUUUGAAGGCAUAAGGUUGGCUGCCUGUACCUAAACAUUUUGUUGAUUUCACUUCUCUCCAGUGACCUCCACCUCCAUUUGAUUCCUUAUCAUUAUCAUUCAGUGUCUGCCAGAGCUCACAAGAAAACCUUAGACAAAAUCUGGUUCACUCAAAAAUAGCCUAUAAACAUUAAUAUUAUAUGGACUACAGCAGGUUGAUAGGAACUGAACAGGAACCUUAACAUGAACUAUAAUGGCUGUUUUGGAUUUUUACUAAUGCGUCCCUUCUACAAUGCUUCGGAUUGAGGCAUCCUCCAUACACUAAAAAUACAUACAAAAUGUACACAUUGAAGAAUAAGAUCCUUUGUGUCCGCCUAUAGAUAAAAACUGAGUGUUUUUCACGUGAGCUUUCGAAUGCUCUCACAAUUAAUAUGUAUGGCUAUUCGACACACUUAUCUAAAAACCAGGCUAGUUCGGAUCAUC